Populus nigra (black poplar) is the source of this 444-nucleotide messenger RNA. RefSeq lists its product as uncharacterized. NCBI's taxonomy places the organism in Eukaryota, Viridiplantae, Streptophyta, Magnoliopsida, Malpighiales, Salicaceae. The transcript has a single exon. Bases 1 to 444 code for a protein of 147 amino acids. The record is from RefSeq and is a predicted model, not a curated record.
AUGGAGUUGUAUGAUGGCAACUUGUUUCGAAGACCGGCACGAGCACAAGCAAUACCCGUAACCGAUAUCAAAGCAUGGAAGCCACUCACAAGGCUACAGAAGCAAGCCCCGGAAGCUCUGAGACUUGAUCAGCUCUCCAUCACUGCCUCAACCAACCAUUCUCUGCCUGCUAGCCAUACCUCUCCUCCUCUUACUCCAAUUCCCCUUCUAUCACCACUCUCUGUAUCUCCUCCGCCAUUGCCAUCUGAGGCAGAAGAAUUUACAUUCCCUGUAAUAUGUGGUGAUAUUGACAAAGGGAGGGAAGCUGAUGUUGGUGAUGCAUAUUCGGACGCAAGAGUUUGGCGGCAUCCAGCAGUGGCCGGUGGAUACACUGAGCCAUCAUCCUUGUUUGCCUUCUUCCGAUCCAAAUGCGUGCUCGUUAAUCACGCACAGUCAAGAUUCUGA